AUGGCGCAGCUGGCGGAUAUGGGCAUUGCGAUUCCGGAGGAGUACCGCAGGGAUAUAGCGCUGGCCGGUGAGUGGCAGACGGUUUCAGAGCGGGUCAUUCGUCCGGCAGAUGAGGAGGGUGCCGGUGCGUCUGGGUCGUCUCUUGGAGUGCGCAAGCGCAAACAUGAAGUGGAGGUCGACGAGGAGGAGGAAGAGGCGAAGCGUGAAGCGGAGAGGUUCGUGAGUAAGGCUUGGGGAUCGCGGACGAAGGUGUACCCUGGUGGCCGGGAGGAUACGGAUCUCGAUGUCUUACUUGCGUCUACGAAAGACAUUAAGAAGACGAAGCCGUCCCCUUCGACUGCAGAUGCGCCGACUGAAGAGAGCGGGAAGGUGGCCACAGAGACCCCUGUUAAGAGUGAGACGCAGACGGCGUCUGGAGAGUCAGAUAAGCCGUUGCCCACCAAGGAGGAGCCUGCCGAUGUCGCUGCACCUGCGCCAUCGACAAAGGAAGAGCCUGAAGAUGCCGGACCUAGUGUUGUCUUCAAGAAACGAAAGCCCAAAGUCAUGAGGAAAUAG
Aspergillus terreus NIH2624 is the source of this 555-nucleotide messenger RNA. RefSeq names its product putative formin binding protein. The transcript has a single exon. The record is from RefSeq and is a predicted model, not a curated record. The coding region runs from base 1 to 555 and encodes 184 amino acids. NCBI's taxonomy places the organism in Eukaryota, Fungi, Ascomycota, Eurotiomycetes, Eurotiales, Aspergillaceae.